UUAUACUGAGGUCUACACAUGACGUCAUCUUCGUGAGAAAUGGCGGCAGAAAUUUUAUGCAUGUCACGUGACCUUUCUGCUUUGUGAGCCCAUUUUCCAGAUUUUGUAUUUUGUACAUACGUUGUUUUGUAUAUACUGUAUAUGAUGAGUGCGGUGGGGACACGUGGUUCCCGAGGAGGCCAUCGGGAUCGAGCUUCCUCGGCCAAGACACAGACACAGCCCGGCGGCAAGGGAGCUCAAGGGCCGCAGCCUGAGCGGCUGCCCAAACAGCCCCAGGCCACAUCAGAGCAGAUGCGGAUUGCCCAGAUGAUCUCAGACACAAGCACAGAGGACCCCCAGUGGCAGGAGAAAAUCCAGCAGGUCCGUGAUGUGAGGCAGAGGGUUGGACGAGGCAACAGUUGCGCUCCAUGAUUGUGAUGGGGAUGCCAACCGCGCCAUCAACAUGCUGCUGGAGGGAGAGCAGGACCAAGGAGAGUGGGAGACUGCAGGCAAGAAAAAGAGCCGUGGAGCUCCGUCCACACAGCGCGGGAUUGACUCUGGGCCCCCUGGGAAGGAGAACAGAGAGGAGUACCGGCGAGGGCGGAACCGUGACGACCGGGACAGAGAGGGGAGCUCCAGCCGAGGUCGGGGACCGCCACGCAUGUCACGCGGCGGCGGCCGGGGAGGAUCCCGUCCAAGAGAGAACGGCAUGGCGGAAGACAAGGAGGGCAGCAGAGACAGAGGCGGGCGAGGGCGUGGUGACAGGCGUAACCGUGGUGACAGGGACGGAGACAGGCGACCGGGCAGGUUUGGUCACAUGAACGGCCCGUCCCGACCAGGCAGAGGGGGGUUCGGGAGGCCCAGACAUGACGGACCAAAGAUCGGUACGUUUAAUCCUGAUGAGAUCAAGACAGAGAAGACAUCGGACAUCUGGCCCAACACUGAGUCAGGUACAUGGAACCCGGAUCAGAUCGAGACACAGGAGGACUGGGGAGCUGAUGGAGACUGGACCGGAGAUCUGUCAGAGAGUAAGGUGUUCACACCCAGCGCACCUGUGGCCAACCCUGAGCCCAUCAGAUCCACGCCGUACCAGGGAGAGAGAAUCGACCUGGCGAAGCUGUUGAACCCCAAUGGCGGCUCGGCGGGCGCUGCAGAGACGAACGGCCCGCAGUCGUACGGUCCGAUGGGCGACAACAUGAGCAAACUGGGGGCGGCGCCGCCCCAGGGUCUACAUCAGGUAGAUUUCCUUCGUCAGUUACAGCAGGGGUCCAGCUCGCUGGGGAUGACGUCCCUUGGUACAUCUCUGGGUACCUCCAUUGGGAGUUCCUUACCAUCAAUGACAUUCGCACAGCAGCAGAACCAGGCUCCUGACCAACAGACGAGACCCAACCAGCUCCCCCCCAGUCUCCAGCAGGUGAUCCAGCCCCCCUCGUCUGCGGCACCCGGCAACGCGCAGCCCCCUGUGCAGCCCCCUUUGUCGUCUGUCCCGGCGGCGCUGUCGUCUGUUCCCCAGCCGCUCUCGUCGGCGCAGGUGGGGCCCAGGCAAGCCAAGCCGCCCAGGCGGAAGAUGCCACCCCCAUCCAAGGUGGGCAAGUCCGCUAUCCCAGAGUCAGCGGUGGAGAUGCCGGGAGGUUCCAUGUACUCAGUGGACAGUCUGGACAUCCAGUUCGGCGCCAUGGACUUUGGCUCUGAGUCAACGACCUCCACCGCGCUGGACUUCGGGUUCGGUACGGAUGGGACGAGCAGUUUGCUGGGAACGUCAACUCUGGGGGUGUCGACGUCGGGAGGGAGUAGACUAACCGCCACGAAUACAGAUACAACGUAUGGGUCAGGGUUCACAGGGUCAGGGGUCAACGAGCAGUCGCUGCAGUCCAUCAUGUCCACGGGCGCCACGACGACGACCCAGACGACACAGCCGUCAGUCGAGACGCCGUCUCCGAGAUCAGCGUACCAAUCUCCGCACCACACCCCGCAGAAGGACACAUCUAAAGGCAUUCAGGUUACGGGUCCAGAACCAAUCCCCUUCCCGUCAUCACAGAUGGAGGGGAAGGCAGGCCCCCUGGUGGGGUCACAGAGGUCACAGCCCAGUGGCAUGGAUGCUCUGGGCUCCAACAAGAGUGAGCCGUCCCUGUCGUCCCUGCCUCCACCUCCAGGGGUCGCCACCUCGGCCUCCCAGCUGUCCUCACACCAGGCUGUCUCAUCUGGCCUCUCAGGCUCGUCGUACGCGGCACACUCCACCACCACCCACUCGUCAGGUCACCACAGCUACAGGGACACCAGCGGCAGUCACACCAACUCCAUCCAGGGCUCAGCCAUCUCCUCCACCAAACUGGGCUCCGGGCUCAAGGACUCCUCAGCCUACGACUCACAACUCUCCUCCAAUCAGCCUUCGCUGGAUCACAUGAGCCACUCGAUGGCGGGAAGUCACACCACCGGCGGCACAAGCACCUCGGUACAGAGCAGCACGGUCCAGUCCACGGGAUCCGCCGGCCUCACGUCCGCCCUCGGGCUCUCCACGACAGGCUCCGUCACCUCAACAACCGCACCGUCGCUCAAGGGGUCACUAGGCACCACAGGUAAAGCCCCUCCGAACCUCCCGCCCGGCGUUGGCCUCCUGCACAACCAGUAUCUCAUCGGGCCCGGCACCGCCGGCAUGCUUCCAGCUUACCAUCAGCCCAUCUACAGUUUUGAGGACAUGCAGGUGUUGCAGUCCAGGAUGCCCAUGGCGGGUUACGCGUACGAUAUGCAGUUUCAGCCGCCCACGACGUUGACAGGGAGGGACGGGACACUGCCAGCGUACUCAGGCACAGAUUCCAAGUUCACGCGAGGUGAAGCGUCGUCCCCGAUUCCCUCCUCGGUUGCGGGGCAGCAGCAGCAGCAGCAGAGCACGCACCACGGGCAGACGCAGGCGUUCCUGAACCCCGCGGCCGGGAUCCCGCCAGGGUACAACUACUCCAUGCCAUUUUACCACGGUGUGGCAGGCAUCGCGCCCACGGGAUUCAACUAUCCACCCGCCAUGUUUAUGGCACCAGCAACAAAGCAGCAUGGAGCGGGGACUGCCACGACACAGUUCCAGCAACCAGGCGGCUACGGGCAACCAGGCACGCAUGGUUAUGGAACAGGUUACGAUGACCUGACACAGACCCAGGACUUCACCAAGAGUGGUUACCCCUCCGGCACACAGACUGGCUCCAAGGGAACAGUCGGGUCCACGGGCAAGGGAUCGGUAAGUUCCGGCACGUCUGCGGGUUCAGACCUCAACAUGUAUGGCAAGACUCACCAGUCGUUUGAUAAGCAGGGAUUCCCCGCCGACCCCCCUCCGUUCAACCUGCCGCUGGCUACAGGUGGCCAGGGGGGCCCCCUGAACCCUGCGGCUGCCACCGGCUACCCCCACACGGCGUUCAUGACUCCCAUGAUGCCUCACCACACGCAGCACCACUCGCAGAUCCCGCACCACCUACUGCAGCAGGACGGACAGGGAGGGACAAGCCAGCGGUCUCAGCCCAGCGGCUCGCAGCCCAAAGGCCCCAGCUCCAAGUCUGCCUACGGCUCAACCUACUGGGGGGCCAACUAGCCCUUGUACAUGUCCUUCAAUGAACCCCCUUCUCCGUGGGUUUUUGGUGGGGGGUGUCUGUGAACAUUCUGUCCCUUCUGCAUGAAUCCGGAGCUGUAGUAGUGCCCCCUUGCAUGGUUCUCGUGCAUAACAGAGCAACUUAGAGUUCAGUAUUCCUUCACGAUAGCUUGUGACGUUGUGUGUGUCCCUUUGGGUGGGGGGAGGGGAUAAGGAUCAAUGUUUCCGUAUAUAAUGACAACAAAACAGUGGCAACUAGUGCUGCCCAGUGUAUGUAAUGUACAUGUGUAUGAAUCCUCAUUUUUAUGUUCUGUAUAGAGACUUGAUAAAACUUCAUAGUUAGAUUGAGAGAGAUGAGAAAAAAAGACAUUCUUCAGAAUUACAAAUUGCUGCCACAGACUAUGGAUUUUUGUCUUUCUAUGAUGUGGUGUUCCGUUGUUGCACUUGGGAGGAGGCGAGACGGGGCUGGCUGUUCUUCCCGCCUCUGCGGGGAGUUCAGAGGUCAGCGCGGGGAGCGAGAUGACGUCGGUACAAGUGCCUUACGAGGUGAUGUGCAGGCGGGAUAGAGAGUACGAGAAAGACGGAGAGGUUCUCUCCGUAGCUGUAAAUUUCCUGUUCCGAGACUACUACGCUACAAUUGUCUGCCUUCUUUCCUUUUCAAAAAAAGGGAAGAGACCAGUGACUUAUUGCGAACUUGUGGAGGGUGAAGCCUCGAAUGGAGCUUGUUUUAUGCUGUUGCAGAUGAUGGAGAGAGUUCACUGUCACAGCCAGGAUUUGGAAUCCCCUUAUUGUGCAAGAUAACGAAAGUGUCAACAGUUUAAAUUUUCAGUAAGGCUUUGUCCUGCCUUGGUUUUGCACCUGAUGACGUAACUCUUUUUAUUUUUAGGUUGGCAGGGAUAAACUGAACAUACAUGGAGGUGCCAAACCAAGACUGUAGAAAGACUUAUUGUAGGUGUUUUUAACUUCUUAAAGUACCUGCUACAGCCUGUAUUGUCUUUGUGUCCCUGAUGUUUCCUACACGUUAAUGUGGCCCUAAAUUGGACUGUAAGAGUUGGAUUGUGGAUGUGCCAUGGGGAGGGGGAUAGCCCUGCACUGCCAAGGACCAGGGUGUGUUGUAGUUCUGUACUAGGCCUUACAUCUGGUCAGAACAACAUGCCAAAAUGAUUUUCUUGGUUAACCUUGCUUAACCUUCUCCCUGCUGCCCAAACCUUCAAUUUUUGGUUUAAGUUUGGUACAGAAAGGGUACCGCAGUUUUAUGCUGCCUUUACUUAGAAGAAUGUGCAACUGGUGUCCAUAGUAUGCAGGCAUCACCAGUUAAUGCUAGAAGUCCACUGUGGCCAGGACUAAGGCACCACGUUUCGAGGCACAAAUGGAGUUUGGGUUAAAUAUCACAUGGGAGGUUGGUAUCAGAUAAACCCUCCCAAUGCCAUGGGACCUCUAUAUACUCUAGUUCCAACUGGCCUUGGCAUGGUGAGGGUAAGUCCAGGAAUGGAGAACGGGGAAUGUGAGGGUGUUUCAGUAUACCUGUGUUGAUGUGUGUUGCAGCAGUGCAGUGUCAUGUGUCACUUCUCUGUGAACAGUAAACCUGCCACAGGGCACCUGGUGGUGUCCCAGCUAACAAGUCCAGACUGAAAACUACCCCAUAUUGGAUACUACUAUUGAUGCACUUCUCAAUGUAGGGCCUAAAGGAUUGGGUAUGCAUGUAGUGGGGGGGGGUCUGUUCACUUUACAUGUUAAGCUUAAGCAUUUUUAAAGAUUCUUCCAUGAUUUAAAAAAAAUGGCAGCUUUACAAUAUAUGUGGUAAUCAGUUUAUUGAGCAGCCUCUCUGCAGAUAAUGGUUUUGAUGUUAUCCCAAGUUAACAUUAAGCAGAACUGGGAGGUUAGAUGUGGAAAUGAAAUGAUUUGGCAUUCCUGCAUUGAAGUUGUAAAGUUAAAAAAAAGGUCUAGGGGGGCCCUGUGGUAAGGUUUACUGGUGCUAUAAUUAUGUAAAAUGUAAACCACCCCCUAUUGUCAAACAUUUCCCCCGGUUUUACUACGUGAAGGCUUUCCAGCUUGUAUUUUGCCCAAAUUGAAUUUGCCCAGUGUAAUUGAAUGGUUACACACCCCUUUGUUCUGACAACUCUAACCUUAUAUUGGAUUGUAUUAACAUAGGGGUGUCUUCGAAAUGUACUCAAGUCUGUAUUACAGUAGAAAACAUGGGUAAAAGCACAGUAGUUGGAAGAGAUCUUGCCAAAGGCAAACAGUGCUGAUUUUGUUUUCCAGUUCCAUUUGCUGAUGGAAACAGUAAACAUUGGAAUAUGCUGUACAUAUGAAUGUUAAAUAUUUUUUUAUUGUAACCCUGAUUUGAACCAUUUUGAUGAAAGUUGAGGCUGCACCAGUUCAAGCCGUUGGCUCUGAAAACUUUUUAAAGUGACAUGAUAACACACACUGUAGCUUAAAGUAAACUAAGUUACACUUACAUAGCAUCAGGAACUCCAGGCUUAUAAUUCAGGGACUUAUUCCAUGAAACAGGAUUUUAUUGGGUGCUAAUUGUUGCUAAUACAAGUUGCCUCUAGAUGCUUGCAUUUUAACCUGCUCCCUGCCAAAGUAACCUUUUGCCACUAAAAUUGUAUUUGUUACAGGAUUGAUUAGCAGGGAGAAGGUUAAUUCAGAGAACCAAGGGCGUGAACUAGUGUGUCCUCAAAUGACCUUGUGGCCCAAUACAAGCUGGCUGAUUUUAGGAGACACAUAGAGUUCUGUUAAGCUCCCACAUACCACAUGUAGAGCUGAGGUAUCAACUGCCCUUGGAGGUUUAGUGUAAGGUCCCUGUCUGGUAUGUACCCACACAAAGGGUUCUUUCUUUUUUGUUUUGAGAAGGAAAAAAGGAAAUAAAAAGGGAAUGAAUUCCUCUCAA
This is a messenger RNA of Branchiostoma belcheri (Belcher's lancelet), 6443 nucleotides long. Its product is annotated as ubiquitin-associated protein 2-like. NCBI's taxonomy places the organism in Eukaryota, Metazoa, Chordata, Leptocardii, Amphioxiformes, Branchiostomatidae. The record is from RefSeq and is a predicted model, not a curated record. Gene Ontology annotation, cellular component: cytoplasm; nucleus.